Molecule: messenger RNA, 2175 nt
Organism: Chinchilla lanigera (long-tailed chinchilla)
Lineage: Eukaryota; Metazoa; Chordata; Mammalia; Rodentia; Chinchillidae
Gene: Klhdc8a
Product: kelch domain containing 8A
Exons: 7
Coding region: 429-1481 (350 amino acids)
Molecular function (GO): protein binding
Source: RefSeq, a predicted model, not a curated record
GUAAUUGGACUCUCCGCCUCUCAUCCAAAACAAACAGUCGCAAACGCCCGCCCCCACACUGGGAAGGAGUCUGGUCCGUCAUCUGGGCCCCUGGCUCCGGCGCCCGCUGAGGAGCGGCGUGCGGACAGCGAAGGACGGAGCGCGCUCUCCCCAGCUCUCCGCGCCGCGGGGCUGGGGAUCCGGGCGCCCCUGGGAUGCGCCGUGCGUGCCCCGCCGCAGCUCCGGCCUGGCAAUGGCCCCGCACGGACGCCGCCGGACCGCUGAGACUUGAGGGACAGUGAGGCGCUGGCCGGCGUCGGGCGGGGCCGGCGCCCCGGAGCUAGAUGGAAGGGACAGGGGACCCGGGAGCCGGCUCGGAGUAGCCCACGGACCCCCCCGGGCUCGAACUUCACCUGGUGCUGCGGGCGGGCAGGGUUACCAGGGCUGCCAUGGAGGUGCCUAAUGUCAAGGACUUCCAAUGGAAGCGCCUGGCGCCGCUGCCUAGCCGCCGGGUCUACUGCUCCCUGCUGGAGACCGGAGGACAGGUCUAUGCUAUCGGGGGAUGCGAUGACAACGGAGUCCCUAUGGACUGCUUCGAGGUCUACUCCCCCGAGGCGGACCAGUGGACCGCCCUGCCCCCACUGCCCACAGCCCGGGCCGGGGUGGCCGUCACAGCCCUGGGGAAGCGGAUUAUGGUGAUCGGGGGCGUGGGCACUAAUCAGUUGCCCCUGAAGGUCGUGGAGAUGUACAAUAUCGACGAAGGCAAGUGGAAGAAGAGGAGCACGCUGCGUGAGGCUGCCAUGGGCAUUUCUGUCACGGCCAAAGAUUACCGAGUAUACGCAGCAGGCGGGAUGGGCCUGGACCUCCGCCCACACAACCACCUCCAGCACUAUGACAUGCUCAAGGACAUGUGGGUGUCACUGGCACCCAUGCCAACCCCAAGAUAUGCUGCCACCUCCUUCCUCCGAGGCUCCAAGAUCUAUGUGCUGGGGGGACGCCAGUCCAAGUAUGCGGUCAAUGCUUUCGAGGUCUUUGACAUCGAGACUCGCUCCUGGACCAAGUUUCCCAACAUCCCCUGCAAGCGGGCCUUCUCCAGCUUUGUGACCCUGGACAACCACUUGUACAGCUUGGGAGGCCUGCGACAGGGCCGCCUCUACCGGCAGCCCAAGUUCCUGCGAACGAUGGACGUGUUUGACAUGGAACAGGGAGGGUGGCUGAAGAUGGAACGUUCAUUCUUCCUUAAGAAGCGGCGGGCAGACUUUGUGGCCGGCUCUCUGAGUGGACGGGUCGUAGUAGCCGGGGGUCUUGGGAACCAACCCACAGUUCUGGAGACGGCCGAAGCCUUCCAUCCAGGGAAGAACAAAUGGGAGGUCCUCCCCACCAUGCCCACACCCCGCUGUGCCUGCUCCAGUAUCGUCAUUAAGAACUGCCUCCUGGCCGUAGGGGGUGUCAACCAGGGUCUGAGUGAUGCCGUGGAAGCUCUGUGUGUCUCCGACUCUUAGCUGGCCAGGGCCUGCACCUUGGAUCUAAACUGUAUCACACCACUCUUGACAUGAGGAACAGUCUUUUUUUUUUUUUGGUUUUUCUCCGGUACUGGGAACCGAACUCACGACCUUGGGCUUGCCAGGCAGGCGCUUUGUCGCUGAGCUAAAUCCCCAGCCCCCAUGAGGAACAGUCUUGACAAAGCAGUUUGGGCUACUCUGCAGGCUGUCCACUACCAGAGGAGGGGCCUCUGUUGUCCUUUACCUAGCUCUGAACUAGAUUGAACCUCUAGUUUCUCCUUUGGACUACAUCCCUCCUCCACCUGAUGGUCAACUGUGGACCUGCCCUGGCCCUCACCUGCUAAGCAGGAAUUGGAACAUGAAGUCAGAGGCAGCUGCAUGCGGGAGGAAGUCACCUGGCCAGGCCAAGCCAGCAGCCUCGGCAGGAAGGACUUUUCCUCUUGGGGUUCUUGCUGGGCAUUGCUGAUGGGGAAGGAGCAGACUCUGAGCCGUGUCUGCUCCCCACCUCUCCCCUCUGUUUUGCCUUUUGCCACCUUCUCCCACCAGAGGCCCUGCCCUUUUGUCCCCAGCGGCCCCCAGAGUGCUCCUGUGUGAAACCUUCUCCUGUACACUGUGGCUUUGGAAUCCACACAGGAUGGAUCAUUGCACUCUGGUUAAUAACAGCAGCACAAUAAUUAAACUCUAUAUUCCUAUC